This is a messenger RNA of Clonostachys byssicola, 1563 nucleotides long. Lineage: Eukaryota; Fungi; Ascomycota; Sordariomycetes; Hypocreales; Bionectriaceae. The record is from the annotation of a GenBank genome assembly.
AUGCAAGACGCGAUGCAGAGACGACCCGAAGGGCUGAUGAGUGCCCUCCUUCACCAUAGCGCUGACUUGCAGUCCCCAGCCGUAUCGCAAGCAAAUGCCUUUGCCGCCUCAUUUCCGCAGACCCCGUCAAACCAAACCUCGCGAGCUCCCUCACCGUUGCAACAGGGAUCUCAAUUGAGGCCAGAAGCCGCCCAUGAACUGGACGAAAAUCUAGCCCAGUCCCUAGCUUAUGUAUCGGGGAACAUUCUAGGCGACAUUGGAGAUCCCGAUCCCCUAACAUAUCGCCCAUCCCAGAUGCUGGGCCAUCCCUCGUUUUCCGACUCGAUGAUCUUCUCCGCUCUUCCGCCGACGAGCUCGAUGCAAUUCCCCGACCAGAGUUUCCGUGGGCAGAGUGCCGCACCAGCUGGUGAUAGUAUCACUCAAGCUCGGGAGGACAAUAUCAACACAUCACCAUCGGUGUCUUUUAAGCACGCAAAGAUAAGCCAUGGUGAUUCUCCCGGUGUCCCCAAAUCUCAGCGCUACGCUUGUCCCUACAACAAAUGGGAUCCAGAAGGAUGUCCUCUUUGUUGUAUGCCGAGUAAUAAGAAUCCGGGAGGAGGGGCAGAAACCUUCUCAAGAGUCAAAUCGCACAUUCUCCGUAAUCACGAUGAAUCGGUUCGUUGUCGGCGGUGCUGGUCCUCGUUUGUAGGCAAGCCCGAAGCAUUAAAAGAGCACGCCAAAUCCGGCGAUUGCAUCUAUAAAGCCCGUCCGAAAGGAUAUUGGAUGAAUGAGUAUCAGACGAACUAUGUCCGUGGCCAACGCUUCGAGGGAGGGGGCGAGGAGAAAUGGUAUCAUCUGUUUACGGUUCUCCUACCGCACGUAAAGAUCUGCGAUGAUCAAGGGAACCAUUUAAUAAGCCCUUAUUAUACACCAUUGUCCGAACGAGGUAGCGAGCAGGCCGUCUUAGCCGCCUUACAAGCAGAUAGCAAGCAGUCUGACUUUCAACCCUCGACAUGGCCAUCUGCAGGGCAAACUUCCACAAUGGGUUCUCUUUGUGUCCAGUAUGAAAAUGCAUCGCUGCGAUCCUCGUCCUGUGCUUCUCCAAUAGUGCUCGAGGAUGUUUUCUCUGCAAAUGCCAGCUUCCCUUCUCUGGAAUCAUCCACACAUAACGGUCCCAGUAUGGUAUUGAGUCCCGAUCCCGGACCUAUGCCGUCUUUUCUUUCGACCUCUGCCCCUCGACCGAUACCGAUCCGGGGCUCUCAUCGAAUCGAUGGUGGCCUAGACGAGGCCUUUGACUCCUUCAACACCAUCAAAGCACCCGCCUCUAUGCCACACCUCCAUUCAAAGCGAUUUUCCAACAACUUCCUAAGCUAUGAUAAUGAGAGGUUGCGUCGUGAUAAUCGGCAGCUGCGCCAAGAGAGAAAUGAUCUCCAGAGGCGAAUCGAUGCUGUGCGCGCAAACAUUGAUCCGCUAAACCAGAUGAUCGAAGCUGCGCUUUAUCAAAAUGGGAUUCCCUUAGAGGUUUCGACGAAAUUGUUUGCUGCAACAGAAACGUUGAAUAAUCUUAGACAGGCUCUGGGUUGA